This is a messenger RNA of Dipodomys spectabilis (banner-tailed kangaroo rat), 4916 nucleotides long. It is a transcript of the gene Abcc8, whose product is annotated as ATP binding cassette subfamily C member 8. The transcript has 39 exons. The record is from RefSeq and is a predicted model, not a curated record. Gene Ontology annotation, cellular component: membrane. NCBI's taxonomy places the organism in Eukaryota, Metazoa, Chordata, Mammalia, Rodentia, Heteromyidae. Gene Ontology annotation, biological process: potassium ion transport; transmembrane transport. Gene Ontology annotation, molecular function: ABC-type transporter activity; ATP binding; sulfonylurea receptor activity. The coding region runs from base 64 to 4812 and encodes 1582 amino acids.
GCUGCGAGGGACCGCGGAGCGGAAGGCACGCGGAGCCCAGCCGGAGCCGGAGCCCGCGCCGCCAUGCCCUUGGCCUUCUGCGGCAGCGAGAACCACUCGGCCGCCUACCGGGUGGACCAGGGCGUCCUCAACAACGGCUGCUUCGUGGACGCGCUCAACGUGGUGCCGCACGUCUUCCUGCUCUUCAUCACCUUUCCCAUCCUGUUCAUCGGAUGGGGCAGUCAGAGCUCCAAGGUGCACAUCCACCAUAGUACAUGGCUACAUUUCCCAGGGCACAACCUACGCUGGAUCCUGACCUUCAUGCUGCUCUUUGUCCUCGUGUGUGAGAUCGCAGAGGGCAUCCUGUCUGAUGGCGUGACGGAAUCUCGCCAUCUCCACCUGUACAUGCCAGCUGGGAUGGCGUUCAUGGCUGCUGUUACCUCUGUGGUCUACUAUCAUAACAUCGAGACCUCCAACUUCCCCAAGCUGCUGAUCGCCCUGCUCAUCUACUGGACCUUGGCCUUUAUCACCAAGACCAUCAAGUUUGUUAAGUUCUACGACCACGCCAUUGGCUUCUCGCAGCUGCGCUUCUGCCUGACAGGGCUGCUGGUGGUCCUGUACGGGAUGCUGCUUCUGGUGGAGCUCAAUGUCAUCCGGGUGAGGAGAUACAUAUUCUUCAAGACUCCCAGAGAGGUGAAGCCCCCUGAGGACCUGCAGGACCUGGGGGUGCGCUUCCUGCAGCCCUUCGUGAACUUGCUAUCCAAGGGUACCUACUGGUGGAUGAAUGCCUUCAUCAAGACUGCCCACAAAAAGCCCAUUGAUCUGCGAGCCAUCGGGAAACUGCCCAUCGCCAUGAGGGCCCUCACCAACUACCGACGGCUAUGCGAGGCCUUUGAUGCCCAGGCGCGGAAGGAUACACAGAGCACACAGGGAGCUCGGGCCAUCUGGCGGGCCCUCUGCCACGCCUUUGGGAGACGCCUAGUCCUCAGCAGUACUUUCCGCAUCUUGGCUGACCUGCUGGGCUUUGCUGGACCACUCUGCAUCUUUGGGAUUGUGGAUCAUCUUGGGAAGGAGAACCAUGUCUUCCAGCCCAAGACACAAUUUCUCGGGGUAUAUUUUGUCUCAUCCCAAGAGUUCCUUGGUAACGCCUACGUCUUAGCUGUGCUUCUGUUCCUUGCCCUCCUACUACAAAGGACAUUUCUGCAGGCUUCUUACUAUGUCGCCAUUGAAACUGGUAUUAACUUGAGAGGAGCAAUACAGACCAAGAUUUACAAUAAAAUCAUGCAUCUGUCUACCUCUAACCUGUCCAUGGGAGAAAUGACUGCUGGGCAGAUCUGCAACCUGGUGGCCAUUGAUACCAACCAACUCAUGUGGUUUUUCUUCUUGUGCCCAAACCUCUGGGCUAUGCCAGUACAGAUCAUUGUGGGCGUCAUUCUUCUCUACUACAUCCUCGGGGUCAGUGCCUUAAUUGGAGCAGCUGUCAUCAUUCUACUGGCUCCAGUCCAGUACUUUGUGGCCACCAAGCUUUCCCAGGCCCAGAGAAGCACACUGGAAUAUUCCAAUGAGAGGCUAAAGCAGACCAAUGAAAUGCUCCGCGGCAUCAAGUUGCUCAAGCUGUACGCCUGGGAGAAUAUUUUCUGUACUCGGGUGGAAACAACUCGCAAGAAGGAGAUGACAAGUCUCCGGGCCUUUGCUGUCUACACUUCCAUCUCUAUUUUCAUGAACACAGCCAUCCCCAUUGCUGCAGUCCUCAUUACCUUCGUGGGCCAUGUCAGCUUCUUCAAAGAGUCUGACUUCUCACCCUCCGUGGCCUUUGCUUCCCUCUCCCUCUUUCAUAUCCUGGUCACACCGCUCUUCCUGCUGUCCAGUGUGGUCCGGUCCACAGUCAAAGCUCUAGUGAGUGUGCAAAAGCUAAGUGAAUUCCUGUCCAGUGCAGAGAUUCGUGAGGAGCAGUGCGCUCCCCGUGAGCCAGCACCCCAAGGUCAAGCCAGCAAGUACCAGGCUGUGCCCCUCAAGGUUGUAAACCGCAAGCGUCCAACCCGGGAGGAUAAUCGGGACCUCAUGGGUCCACUACAGAGGCUGGCCCCCAGUGCAGAUGGGGAUGCUGACAAUUGCUGUGUCCAGAUCAUCGGAGGCUUCUUCACCUGGACCCCUGAUGGAAUCCCCACACUGUCCAACAUCACCAUCCGUAUCCCUCGAGGUCAGCUGACCAUGAUUGUGGGGCAGGUAGGCUGUGGCAAGUCCUCACUCCUCCUUGCCACACUGGGAGAGAUGCAGAAGAUCUCAGGGGCUGUCUUCUGGAACAGCCUUCCUGACAGCGAGACAGGAGAGGAUUCCAGCAGCCCAGAGCGGGAAACAGCAGCUGACUCUGAUAUCAGAAAGAGGGGCCCUGUGGCCUAUGCUUCUCAGAAACCAUGGCUGCUAAAUGCCACUGUAGAGGAGAACAUCACCUUCGAGAGUUCCUUCAACAAACAACGGUACAAGAUGGUCAUCGAAGCCUGCUCUUUGCAACCAGACAUUGAUAUCCUGCCCCAUGGAGACCAGACCCAGAUUGGGGAACGGGGUAUUAACCUGUCUGGUGGUCAGCGACAACGAAUCAGUGUGGCCCGUGCGCUUUACCAGCACACUAACGUUGUCUUCUUGGAUGAUCCUUUCUCAGCUCUGGAUGUGCAUCUGAGUGAUCACUUGAUGCAGGCUGGAAUCCUUGAACUUCUCCGAGAUGACAAGAGGACAGUGGUCCUCGUGACCCACAAGCUACAGUACCUGCCCCAUGCAGACUGGAUCAUCGCCAUGAAGGAUGGCACCAUCCAGAGGGAGGGUACACUCAAGGACUUCCAGAGGUGCGAAUGCCAGCUCUUUGAACACUGGAAGACCCUCAUGAACAGGCAGGACCAAGAACUGGAGAAGGAAACAGUCAUGGAAAGAAAAGCCACAGAUCCUCCUGAGGGCUUGCCCCGUGCCAUGUCCUCAAGAGAUGGAUUUCUGCAGGAUGAAGAAGAAGAGGAAGAGGAGGCAGCCGAGAGCGAGGAAGAUGACAACCUGUCGUCAGUGCUGCACCAACGAGCCAAGAUUCCAUGGCGAGCCUGUGCCAAGUAUCUGUCCUCAGCCGGCAUCCUGCUCCUGUCACUGCUCAUCUUCUCCCAGCUGCUCAAGCACAUGGUCUUGGUGGCCAUCGACUACUGGCUAGCCAAGUGGACUGACAGUGCCCUGACUCUGAGCCCUGUGGCCAGGAACUGCUCCCUCAGCCAGGAGUGCACCCUGGACCAGUCCGUCUAUGCCAUGGUGUUCACUGUGCUCUGCAGCCUGGGCAUUGUGCUGUGUCUCAUCACCUCUGUUACGGUGGAGUGGACGGGGCUGAAGGUGGCCAAGAGGCUGCACCGCAGCCUGCUGAACCGUAUCAUCCUAGCCCCGAUGAGGUUCUUUGAGACCACACCCCUUGGGAGCAUCCUGAACAGAUUCUCAUCUGAUUGUAACACCAUUGACCAGCACAUCCCAUCCACGCUGGAGUGCCUGAGCCGCUCCACCCUGCUCUGUGUCUCAGCCUUGGCCGUCAUCUCCUAUGUCACACCUGUCUUCCUGGUGGCCCUAUUGCCCCUGGCUGUUGUGUGCUACUUCAUCCAGAAGUACUUCCGGGUGGCAUCCAGGGACCUGCAGCAGCUAGAUGACACCACCCAGCUCCCACUGCUCUCCCACUUUGCUGAAACCGUCGAAGGCCUCACUACCAUCCGGGCCUUCAGGUAUGAAGCCCGGUUCCAGCAAAAGCUUCUUGAAUACACAGACUCCAACAACAUCGCCUCUCUCUUCCUCACUGCUGCCAACAGGUGGCUAGAAGUCCGCAUGGAAUACAUUGGUGCAUGUGUGGUACUCAUUGCGGCCGCCACCUCCAUCUCCAACUCCCUGCACAAGGAGCUCUCCGCUGGCCUGGUCGGUCUGGGCCUCACUUAUGCACUAAUGGUCUCCAACUACCUCAACUGGAUGGUGAGAAACCUGGCAGACAUGGAGAUCCAGCUAGGGGCUGUGAAGCGUAUCCAUGGACUCCUGAAAACAGAGGCAGAAAGCUAUGAGGGGCUGCUGGCACCGUCACUGAUCCCGAGGAACUGGCCAGACCAGGGGAAGAUCCAGAUCCAGAACCUGAGUGUGCGCUACGACAGCUCUCUGAAGCCUGUGCUGAAGCACGUCAAUGCCCUGAUCUCCCCAGGACAGAAGAUUGGGAUCUGUGGUCGUACAGGCAGUGGGAAGUCCUCCUUCUCACUUGCCUUCUUCCGCAUGGUGGACACCUUCGAAGGCCGCAUCAUCAUUGAUGGCAUUGACAUCGCCAAACUCCCUCUGCACACCCUGCGCUCGCGUCUCUCCAUCAUCCUUCAGGACCCCGUCCUCUUUAGUGGCACCAUCAGAUUUAACCUGGACCCAGAGAAGAAAUGCUCUGACAGCACACUGUGGGAGGCCCUGGAGAUCGCCCAGCUGAAGCCAGUGGUGAAGGCACUGCCAGGAGGCCUGGAUGCCAUCAUCACGGAAGGUGGGGAAAAUUUCAGCCAAGGUCAGCGACAGCUGUUCUGCCUGGCUCGGGCCUUUGUGAGGAAGACCAGCAUCUUUAUUAUGGAUGAGGCUACAGCUUCCAUUGACAUGGCUACGGAGAACAUUCUUCAGAAGGUGGUGAUGACGGCCUUUGCAGACCGCACUGUGGUCACCAUCGCGCAUCGAGUACACACCAUCCUGAGUGCAGACCUGGUGAUCGUCCUGAAGCGUGGAGCCAUCCUGGAGUUUGACAAGCCAGAGAAGCUGCUCAGCCAGAAGGACAGCGUCUUUGCCUCCUUCGUCCGUGCAGACAAGUGACCCAUCAGAGCACAAGGGCCACCACACUCUCACCCUGCCCCAUCCUUGCCUGGGUUUUCUAACUGUAAAUCACUUGUAAAUAAAGAGAUUGAUUAUUUCCUUUU